Zea mays is the source of this 2933-nucleotide messenger RNA. RefSeq lists its product as uncharacterized. Gene Ontology annotation, biological process: protein phosphorylation. The coding region runs from base 102 to 2696 and encodes 864 amino acids. The transcript has a single exon. Gene Ontology annotation, molecular function: ATP binding; protein kinase activity. NCBI's taxonomy places the organism in Eukaryota, Viridiplantae, Streptophyta, Magnoliopsida, Poales, Poaceae. The record is from RefSeq and is marked validated.
CAGCAGCACCCACCCACUCUCCCCUCCUCGAUUCCCGAUUCCUCCUCGCUCUCGCGUGCCAUCGCCGUUCACCGCGCGCUCAUGUCGUCUUCUCCCUCCGGAUGCCAAUGUCUUGCCAUGACCAUGCGGCCGGCCACCGCCGUCUUUUCCAGCUAAGAACCACCACCACCACCACGAGGCUUUUUCUUUCCCUCCUCGUCGCCGUCCUCCUGGUCGCCGACGUCUGCUCGGCGGCGCGGCAGUUCUCCACGGUCGCCAUCUCGCACGCGCCCAACGCCACGCUCGUCUGCGCCCUCGUCACCGCCGCCGCCGAUGACGACGCGGGGUCGCCGGGCUCCAAGCAGCUGCGCUGCACGUCGCUCCCCGACGGCGAGCAGUUCGUGUACCCCUCCGCCGACAUCCCCUACAACGCGAUCGCGGCCGGGACCGACUUCCUCUGCGGCCUCAUGGCGCCGCUCGGCGGCCACGCCGCCAUGCGCUGGUGGUCCUUCACCGAGGAGUUCGCCGCCAACCGAUCCCGCCCCGUGGGGCGCCGCCUCUACUGGGGCCCGUCGCUGCGCUCGCUCAGCGCCGGCGGAUCCCACGUCUGCGGCCUCUCCGACGACCACGACCCCACCUGCUGGGAGUGGCCGCACCUGGACCUGCCCAAAGGCCUCGACUUCUCCCGCAUCGCGCUGGGCCACGACUUCCUCUGCGGCAUCGACAAGCUCGACAACACCAGCAUGAGCUGCUACGGCGCCAUGGCGGCGCCGUCGCUCGCGCCCGACCCCGCGCCCUUGAGGACCGUCGCCGCCGGCCACCGCCACGCGUGCGCCGUCGACGCGGAGGGCGGCUUCGCCUGCUGGGGCGACGGCGACGGCGACGUCCCCGAGGUGCCGGCACACGAGCUGCCGGACGACAUGUUGGCCAUGGCGCUCGGCAACGGCACGACCUGCAUCCUCUCCGGCAGCGGCAGGGUCCGGUGCUGGGGCGCCGUCCAGGUGCCGGACCAGUACAGGACCGCGGAUUUCCUGGCCAUCGAGGCCGACGGCGACGCGGUGUGCGGCAUCCUCAACAGCAACUACUCCGUCGCGUGCUGGGGGAGGAGCGACCGCUUCGGCGCCGGCGGUAGCCUAGUCUACAACAGCACCAUGCCCGGCGCGUGCGCGCGCAAGAAGAGCUGCCCCUGCGACAUCAUCUCGGGCUCCGGCGCGCUCUGCGGCACCGGCGGCGCCGAGGGCGGCGAGGAGCUCGCCGUCUGCCGGGCCUGCGCGACGCCGCUGAACGCGUCCAGGAUCCUCAUUGCCAACGGCAGGGCGGGACCGGCAGCCGGAGGCGACGCCGGGAAGAAGAAGGCCAAGACCCUGGCCGUCGCGGUCGGCGUCGGCGCCGCGGUACUCGCGGCGGCUGCGGUGGCGCUCUACCUCGUGGCUUACAGGAAGCCGGACAAGAAGAAGAAGACGCUGACGCUGCGUCUAGGGGAGCGGUCGUCGCGGCGCCCGUGCCGCGACGUGGAGGCCGCCAUGGUCAUGCCGGCGCCACAGGUCUCGCCGCUGCGGUCGGCGCGGCCGCUCGGGUGCGAGGAGUUCACGCUCCGGGACCUGUCGCGCGUCACCGACGGCUUCUCGAACGAGAAGAAGAUCGGGUGCGGCAGCUUCGGGUCGGUGUACCGCGCCAGGCUCCCCGACGGGCGCGAGGUCGCCAUCAAGCGGGCGGAGCGCAGCAGCAGCGGCGGACGCCGGAGACGCCGCUUCGACGCCGAGCGCGCGUUCCGCGCGGAGCUGCGGCUGCUGUCGCGCGUGAACCACCGCAACCUGGUGCAGCUGCUGGGCUUCUGCGAGGAGCGCGGCGAGCGGAUCCUGGUGUUCGAGUUCAUGCCCCACGGCGCGCUCCACGACCACCUUCACUGCAGCAGCAGCAGCGGCAACGGCGGGCGCUCGCCGCUGUUCACGUCGUGGGAGGCGCGGCUCCGGGUGGCGCUGGACGCGGCGCGCGGCGUGGAGUACCUGCAUUGCUACGCCGUGCCGGGCAUCAUCCACCGGGACGUGAAGCCCUCCAACAUCCUGCUCGACGGCGACUGGACGGCCAAGGUGUCGGACUUCGGGCUGUCGCUAGCCAGCGGCAGCUCGGCGGCGGCCGCCGCCGCGUCGUCGUCCGCCACGGCCGGCACGGUCGGGUACAUCGACCCGGAGUACUACCGGCUGCAGGAGCUGACGGAGCGCAGCGACGUGUACAGCUUCGGCGUGGUGCUGCUGGAGCUGGUCACCGGCCGCAAGGCCAUCCACCGGACGAGCCAGGACGGCAGCGGGUCCCCGCGGAACGUGAUCGAGUUCGCCGUGCCGGCGGUCGAGACGGGCAGCAUCGCCAGGAUCCUCGACGAGCGCGUGCCUCCGCCGCGCGGGCACGAGGUGGAAGCGCUGGCGCGCGUCGCCAAGAUCGCCACGGAGUGCGUCCGGCCACGGGGGCGCGCGCGGCCGAUCAUGUCCGAGGUGGUGGCGGAGCUGGAGUGGGCCGUCACGCUGUGCGAGGAGUCCGUCGUGGCCAGCGACGCCGCCGUGGGAACCGUCGGCGGGCAGCAGAACAGCUCGCGGCACGGCGGCUCCGACCUGCCGCGGUCCGAGUCCGACGGCCCGAGCCCGUUUCACACCCGUGAACUGGGUUUCGGCUUCGGGCCGAGCCGACCAGUCACCCAUGGCAGGUCCCACUCGACAAUGUGAAAUCAUUGUUUUUUGUCUCUUCUUUUCUCUUCGCCGUCUUCCACGGUUGGUUGGUAUACUGUAUACAUUGUAUAGGCUGAAUUAGUCGAUGUGCAUAAAAAAAAUCAAAUUUUGAAAAGAAAGAAAAAAACAGAGGGAGAACAGUUCUUCGGAUGGAUCGUUUCUUAUGUGAAUAAUUAAAAGUUUUGACUUGUAUAGAUGAGGAAAAAAUUCUCAGUGUGUUUGACCAAAUCUAAC